GUCAUCUGAUGUCAUCAACCCGGGACGGAAACAGUUCUGUCGCGGAGCCGCUGGAUGGCAUGCUUCACGUGCGUGAAGGGGAAGGUUGCGGGUUUAAAUGUGUUACUUUGCGUUGGAAAAAGAGAAAACAGUCGUUUUCUGAGACACCUGUAUCGGAACACAAACGUGAGAGUUAAAACUCUGGGAACGCUUCGGACAGCGCAAGUGUCCUUCAUAAACUUGAAUUUCUCAAAACAACAGUCCUACACUGCAGCGCGCGCCAUGGACACUAAAGAUGCCACAGCUGAAGAAGACGGCUGUGAUGCGGACAGCGCUGUUAGAACAAACCGCGGUAAACGUAAAAACGAGGAGACAGGUGAGGCAGCGAAACAAGGCAACCGCAAGAAGCACAAGAAGUGCGGGAAACAGCUGCGUGCCGGAGAGCGGUACGUGCCUCCUCCACAGAAACGCAACCCGGGUGUGAGUUUCAGCCAAGAACAUUUUGCGGAAACCUCCUACUAUUUUGAAGGCGGUCUUCGCAAAGUGUAUCCUUAUUAUUUUGAUUUUACAACUUACUGUAAGGGACGCUGGAUUGGUAAAACACUACUAGAGGUUUUUAAGAGUGAAUUCCGGGCGGAGUCUUUGGAUUACUAUAACAAGGCUGUCAAAGAAGGGCGUAUUAAAUUGAAUGAAACGCCAGUGGAUGACCUGAAUAUAAUAUUAAAGAACAAUGACUUUAUGAGGAACACGGUGCAUCGGCAUGAGCCCCCUGUGAGUGGGAGGCCCUUGGAGGUUCUGGUGGAUGAUGGAGAAGUGGUGGUGGUGGAUAAACCCGCCUCACUUCCUGUGCAUCCCUGUGGCCGCUACCGUCACAAUACUGUCAUUUUCGUUCUGGGAAAGGAGAAAGGCCUUACUGGCCUCCACACUGUACAUCGGCUGGACCGCCUCACCUCAGGUGUGCUGCUGUUUGCUCGUACACUCGAGGUCUCCAAAAAACUGGAUGCGAUGGUUCGUGAGAGACAGUUAGAGAAGGAGUAUGUGUGUCGUGUGGAAGGGGAGUUUCCAGAGAGUGAGGUGGUGUGUGAGGAACCCAUCCUGGUAGUGUCCUUCCGCGUGGGCCUCUGUAGGGUGGAUCCCAAAGGCAAAGAAUCCCGCACAGUUUUCCAGAGACUGAGCUAUAACGGGCGCUCUAGUGUGGUCCGCUGUCUGCCUCUCACAGGACGUACACACCAGAUUCGUGUUCAUCUUCAGUUCCUUGGCUUUCCAAUCCUCAGUGAUCCCAUCUAUGGGUCUUCUGCUUGGGGUCCAAACAGAGCCAAAGGAGGGCUAGUGGGUAUGAGUGAUGAAGAACUUCUAGAAGCUCUUAUAGAAGAGCAUCGUUCAAAGGAGAGUCUGCACUUGUUGGAUUUGCCUCAUGAAGAGGUCUCAGGAAAGCAAGGGCGGAAGACAGAGUGUAUUGAUGGUGCUCAAGGACACAGUGACCAAAUAAUUGCACCUGAGUCGAGUGGUGUUGCGUGUGAUGACAUUUCCUGUAAAUUGACACAGGAGAAAGUGAAGGCAGAAGGUAGUCAAGAACUUCACAAGAGCACAUCUUCUGCUGAGAUUGAGGGGGAGCUGAAUGGCGCUCAUAAAGAAAAGGAUUCAGUAUCAGAUGAAGACUCCAGAACUGCAAAAUCUAAUGCUUUUGUCAGAGAUAAUUUAUGUGGCGAGUGUAAAAUUGUGAGACCUGACCCAACGGAGAAGGACUUUAUUAUGUACCUACACGCUGUACGCUACAAAGGACCUGACUUUGAAUACUCCACCCAAAUGCCUGACUGGGCUAAAGAAGACUGGCUUCAGGAUUAAACUAAACUCGGAUGUAUUCAUGCAUCAUUUGUUACUUGAUAUAUAAGGACUGGGUUUUUAAGAAAAAUCUUCCUUGGAUUACUGAAUAUAUUCAGUGUGAAUUCAAAAUGACUUUUUAAUUUCUUUUCAUUCACUGAUUUCUUAGUCAGUACUAGAAACAGUACAGUACUCAGUUUUUUUUUUUUAAUUCCUUAUAUUUGAAAAGGACACCAUCCCAUCUGACAUGAACAUACAGCAAUAAAAGAGUUUUUUUGAGGGAAUGAAAAUAAAGCAUGUUUUUUUUUUUUAAAUAUACUUUUCUUCUCCCCCUUCAGUAACAGUAAGUUAGUACAAUUUUAAUUAAAAUGCCAUGCAAAUGCCAUGUUAUGCAUAUAAAUGAAUCUGAGGUUUUUAAUUGUCUAAUGAAGUCUAUUUUCAACCUCUUGUGAACUAAAAACCACCAAAGAAAGUCAGAAAUACAUUGCAGUAUAGCCUCAAUUAAAAAUAUUUGAUUUUUUAUUGAACUUCAUCAUAGUUUAUCUUCAGACAACUUCAAAUCUGACUUUACGCACAGGCUAUCAACAACAGUAGUUCCACACCAGCAGGAUUUAUAAUACAGCUGCAUAAUUUCUGGGAAAAACAUUUUUUGGCACAAAAUCAUUCUUAUAUUUUGGCACUUUGUUUUUUUAAGAUGCUUUGACAAUGUCAAGUACACAUCCGCUGGCCUUAAUGAAGUAACAUUAAAUCAAUCUGAAUAUAAAAAGGAUGUUCUUUCUAGCAAAACAUUUUGCAGUAUAACUGACAUUUGCUAAGAUUCCAGUUUCAUAAAGGAUUGACAUCUUUGUGCACAUCACAAAACACCACUUUUUACAUACAACCUUUUGCAUUCUAAACAAUGCGUAUCUUUCAAAUACAUACUGAACACAGAGUUAACACUCACAGUCUUGUAUAGGGUUCAAAUGUGGUAUUGCAUUUUUUCAUAAAUCUGGGAUAUUAGUGAAACAUGUCCACACACUGAAGCAUUCAGAUUAAAGAAUUGUAAUUGGCCUAUAUACUGAUGGGCAGUCAUUGUCUUUUUUUAAAAGAUGUACUUCUAUGGCUCUGGCAAUAAAAAAAUGAUCUUUCCUUACAGCUUUUAUGAAAAGUUAAA
This is a messenger RNA of Onychostoma macrolepis, 2953 nucleotides long. RefSeq names its product RNA pseudouridine synthase domain containing 2 (gene rpusd2). Gene Ontology annotation, molecular function: RNA binding; pseudouridine synthase activity. The record is from RefSeq and is a predicted model, not a curated record. Bases 55 to 1824 code for a protein of 589 amino acids. Lineage: Eukaryota; Metazoa; Chordata; Actinopteri; Cypriniformes; Cyprinidae. The transcript has 3 exons. Gene Ontology annotation, biological process: pseudouridine synthesis.